AUGGGGUCACUAGGAGAAGAACCACAAGUAACGGAAGAUUGCAUGGGUUUGCUUCAACUCCUAAACAACGGCACCGUUUUAAGAUCCCAAACCAUUGACCUUAUCACUCAACAAAUCCCACUUAAUAACCACAAAACCGUUCUCUUCAAAGACUCCAUCUUUCACAAACCYAACAAUCUCCACCUCCGUCUCUACAAACCCAUUUCCACCUCUAACCAGACCGACACCGCGACGCUCCUCCCUGUGGUGGUCUUCUUCCACGGUGGUGGCUUUUGUUUUGGCUCACGUUCUUGGCCUCUUUUUCACAACUUUUGUCUUACUCUUGCAUCUUUCCUCCAUGCUCUUGUGGUCACACCGGACUACCGGUUAGCACCCGAACACCGCCUCCCGGCCGCCUUCGAGGAUGCCGAGGCGGCGCUUACGUGGCUCCGGGACGAGGCUGUUUCCGGUGGUGUGGACCAUUGGUUUGAAGGUGGACCGGGCGUUGACUUUGACCGGGUUUUUGUCCUUGGUGAUUCCUCCGGUGGGAACAUAGCUCAUCAACUCGCUGUCCGGUUUGGGUCCGGUUCGAUCGAUUUGAGGCCGGUUCGGGUUCGUGGUUACAUUCUUUUGGGUCCGUUUUUUGGCGGGGAAGAGAGGACUAAGUCCGAGGAUGGUCCUUCUGAAGCUUCACUCAGCUUGGAUUUGCUUGACAAGUUUUGGAGAUUGUCACUACCAAAAGGCGCAACAAGAGAUCAUCCCAUGGCUAACCCUUUUGGACCGACAAGUCCAAGACUCGAACCGAUUAGCUUAGAGCCAAUGUUGGUGAUUGUUGGCGGCUCAGAACUCUUGAGAGAUAGGGCCAAAGAAUAUGCAUAUAGAAUGAAGAAGAUGGGAGGAAAGAAAGUAGACUACAUUGAAUUCGAAAACGAGGAACACGGUUUCUUCACCAAAAAUCCAUCUUCCGAGGCUUCGGAACAACUUCUUCGUAACAUUGGAGACUUUAUGGACAAUUUCUCUACUACAUUUUAG
Messenger RNA from Arabis nemorensis, 1011 nucleotides. The record is from the annotation of a GenBank genome assembly. NCBI's taxonomy places the organism in Eukaryota, Viridiplantae, Streptophyta, Magnoliopsida, Brassicales, Brassicaceae.